AUGCGUUUCAAUAACAACAUUUUCUUGCUCGCCUCCUUCCUCGGCGUCGCAACCGCCUUGCGCCGAAGCUGCCAUGCCGAGGAGGACUCUAGCACCGGCGAGUACCAACCUACAGACACCGACACCUUACAGCAAGUCGCGGGUGACUUUUGCGUUGAUGAGCAACGCCUGCUGGAAUUGAACGAGAACAGAGUCCCGAAAAAAGGACAAGCUUACAAAGUUCCUUGCUAUCCUCGAAAGCGCGAUUGCGCCAAGAUCACGGGCAGUCUUUACGGGUACUACACGAUGACGAAUGAGGAUAGUUACAAAGCGGUUGGGCAGGAUUUCUGCAUCAAUACCUACGACUUGAAGGCCUUGAACCCCGAAGCUCUCAAGGACGAUUUAGUUCACCCCGGCAUGGUCGUCUUGGUUCCUUGCGCUUGGAAUUAG
Drepanopeziza brunnea f. sp. 'multigermtubi' MB_m1 is the source of this 429-nucleotide messenger RNA. RefSeq lists its product as uncharacterized. The record is from RefSeq and is a predicted model, not a curated record. Lineage: Eukaryota; Fungi; Ascomycota; Leotiomycetes; Helotiales; Drepanopezizaceae.